Messenger RNA from Polyodon spathula (Mississippi paddlefish), 1183 nucleotides. RefSeq names its product inositol monophosphatase 1-like. Gene Ontology annotation, molecular function: inositol monophosphate 1-phosphatase activity. NCBI's taxonomy places the organism in Eukaryota, Metazoa, Chordata, Actinopteri, Acipenseriformes, Polyodontidae. The coding region runs from base 235 to 1083 and encodes 282 amino acids. The record is from RefSeq and is a predicted model, not a curated record. Gene Ontology annotation, biological process: inositol metabolic process; signal transduction; phosphatidylinositol phosphate biosynthetic process. The transcript has 10 exons.
UGGAGAUGUUCUGUAUUCAGUCUGGUGUCAAAAUAAAAAAUACAUUUCAAGUGUACAAUUUAGCAGCACUAGCUUUUGUCAUCUAUGGCGGAGUAAAGUGAGUGCCUUCAGUUGUGAACGCCCGCCCCCUGCCUGCGGCAAAACACUUAUUCAUCAGGAAAUGGUCUACCGCACUGCACUGCAAAACGAAAAAACGGAUUAUUAGAACAUUCGCAAAAGGAACUUAUCUGAAAAAUGGCAGAUCCGUGGCAAGAUUGUAUGGAAAUUGGAAUCAGUGUGGCCAGACAGGCUGGGGAGGUGAUACUUGAAGCUUUAAAAAAUCAAAUAUCUGUGAUGUCAAAAAGUUCCCCUGUAGAUCUGGUAACAGAGACUGAUCAGAAGGUGGAGUCAAUGAUUAUAUCUUCAAUCAGAGAGAAAUUUCCAACUCACAGUUUUAUUGGAGAAGAGUCCGUGGCAGCUGGAGCAGCUAGCAUACUGACAGACAACCCCACUUGGAUAAUCGACCCGAUUGAUGGGACCACCAACUUUGUGCACAGGUUCCCAUUUGUGGCAGUUUCUAUAGGAUUUGCUGUCAACAAACAAAUCGAGUUUGGAAUCAUUUACAGUUGUGUUGAGGAUAAAAUGUAUACAGGAAAAAAAGGGAAAGGAGCAUUUUGUAAUGGAGAGCAACUAAAGGUAUCAGGACAGGAAGAUAUAACCAAAUCUCUUAUACUAACUGAAGUGGGAUACAAGAAAAAUCCAGACAUUGCGAAAACAAUGUUUUCCAACAUGGAAAGACUUGUGUGUAUUCCAGUUCAUGGUUUGUCCGGGCCAGACACAAUUGUUGGAACGGCUGCAGUUAAUAUGUGUUUGGUAGCUACUGGUGGAGCUGAUGCCUAUUACCAUAUUGGAAUCCACUGUUGGGAUAUGGCAGCAGGAGCUGUUAUUGUUGCUGAAGCAGGUGGUGUUGUAAUGGACACUAAUGGAGGACCAUUUGAUUUGAUGUCCCGAAGGCUGAUAACAGCUAGCAGCAAAGCCGUUGGAGAAAGAAUAGCUAAAGAGAUUCAGGCUUUUCCAUGUGGACGGGAUGAUGGGAAGGAUUGAGAUAAUAUAUUUUUAUUUGUAUUAAAUAAUAUUGCACUUAUUACAUUUAAUGAACGUAAACUCUGCGAUUGAACUUUAAUAUACCCGUAUUUGGUUAUGA